AUGCCUCCUCGCAAGCACCCUCCACCAGAACCGACCAUCUCAAUCCACAAGCUUCCUCCAGAGAUCCUCCACCAAAUAUGCAGCAUCCUCCCAUUACACGACCUAGGCCACUUCAGACUGACCUGCAAAGCCUUCGCCGAAUUCUCCCAACGCCAUCUGGUCAAGGAACUACAUGUCAUGCUCACGCACAAAUCCUUCGCCAAUCUCCAUGCCAUAUCGAGAAACGAUCAGCUACGGAGAUAUGUAAGGAAGAUUGUGUACGAACCAAUGAUGCUGAGUGAGAUCGACAAGGAGGGAUGGAUGGGCCAAUUGCAAGAUUAUUUCUCAGACUGGGAUCGUGAUAGAUAUAUUCGCUUUGGGACAUCCAAGAUCGGGGUAGGAUGUAAGAACGGGAGUAUCAGGGAGCAGGCUAGCACGACGAAGCGAUUACAAGGAACGUGGAGGGUUUACGAUAGGAAGCUGGUGGAGCAAUCGCAUUUUCUCGAACGCAGUCAAGAUUACGCCAUCUUCAAGAGUGCGCUCGCAAAGUUCCCGGUCUUGGAACAGGUUGUGAUGAAGGGGCGACCGAAUGCGAAGAAGAGUCCUUGGUUGGAGAGAGAAUAUGAGGACACCAUGGCCAUCCCCGCACAUUUCACAGAUGGACGAGUGGACCACUGUGAUGAGUCUUCUGUUCGGCCUAUGAUGGGACUAUUGUCUGGCUUAGCGACUGCUGGCGACCACGGUGUACAAUUGAAACAUUUCAAGAUCAAGAAAUUGGGAUGGCAGUUCUUUGAUUACGCAUUGGAUUCCCAGACUCGAUCCAAUCCCGAAUACACGGUCUGGUUUGGUCUGCGAACGUUACAGAUCCAUUUUGCGGAGGACCUUGAUGCGGCUGAUAUACCGGAAGAGUCUUGUCAACGACAUAGGAAUCUAGGGGCACUGUUAUCGGUGACGCCGCUCUUGGAGACUUUGGAUUUGAGAUUUGGCCGGCCUACUCGCAAUCACUAUCUAGUGCAUCAGGAGAGAGAAUAUCGUUAUCCAGUCCUAUUUUCAAACACUCUGUCCAACAGGCAUUGGCCUAAACUCCAUACUUUACGUCUAGAAGAUGUCACCUGUCACGUCAAGGCCAUUUCAUCCUUCCUAAUAAACCAUUCGCGCACCCUUCGAGUCCUCAACCUCUCAUCCAUAUGGCUCCACGAAGCGACCUCAAAAUGGUCAUCCGUCUUCGAAAUCAUGCGCGAGCAUCUGUCCCUCUCCAAACUCUUCUUAGACGGAAACUUCGGAGGAGAAGAGACACCCGAUAACAGCGAGCCCGCAAUUCUGAUGUUGCUGGAACGACGUCAUACCAUCUGGCUGACCAAAGCAAUCGUCUACGGCAAGGAACAGAUGGAAAAGAUCCGACAAGAGAAUGAAGACUCCUUCAGAGAGGAGGUAGAAACCUUCGCCGAAAAAAUGGAAAGAGGGUUACCAGUCAUGAAUGGAUAUACGCUGCAUAGUUCUGGGACCGGGGUGGAGGUAGUGCGAGGAGAUUUUUCUAGGUGCUGUGAUGGCGUUUGUCCACAUAAGUAUUUCAUGAAGGACCCUGUGAUGGAUUUGUUACAUUAUACUGGUAGGGAGUCAUGGCCUGAAUAG
Molecule: messenger RNA, 1611 nt
Organism: Hymenoscyphus albidus
Lineage: Eukaryota; Fungi; Ascomycota; Leotiomycetes; Helotiales; Helotiaceae
Source: the annotation of a GenBank genome assembly